Messenger RNA from Passer montanus (Eurasian tree sparrow), 708 nucleotides. Its product is annotated as purine nucleoside phosphorylase-like. The annotation marks the transcript as partial. The transcript is spliced from 4 exons. Gene Ontology annotation, cellular component: cytoplasm. Gene Ontology annotation, molecular function: purine-nucleoside phosphorylase activity. Gene Ontology annotation, biological process: nucleoside metabolic process. The record is from RefSeq and is a predicted model, not a curated record. Lineage: Eukaryota; Metazoa; Chordata; Aves; Passeriformes; Passeridae.
AUGUGGGUCUAUGAUGACCCAAACUGGUCCGUACUGGUCCAUACUGGUUCAUACUGGUCUCUCCUGUCCCCCAGCUACGAGGCGUGCGCGGAGGCGGCGCGCUGGCUGCGGGCGCGGCUGAUUCCAGUCCAUACUGGUCCAUACUGGUUUAUAUCGCUUUGUAUGGGUUUAUAUGGGUUUAUAUGGGUUUAUACUGGUUCAUACUGGUCCGUACUGGUCCAUACUGGUUCAUACUGGUCUCUCCUGUCCCCCAGCUACGAGGCGUGCGCGGAGGCGGCGCGCUGGCUGCGGGCGCGGCUGCGGGAGGCGCCGCGCGUGGCGCUGGUGUGCGGCUCUGGGCUGGGGGCGCUGGCGCAGGAGCUGCGCGACCCCCAGAGCCUGGAGUACCGCGACAUCCCGCACUUCCCGCGCAGCACCGUGCAGGGCCACGCCGGGCGAUUGGUCGUCGGCCGCCUGGGCUCCACCCCCUGCGCCGUCCUGCAGGGGCGCUUCCACCUCUACGAGGGCUACAGCCCCGCCCAGGUGGUCAUUCCCGUGCGGACGCUGGCCCUGCUGGGCGUGCACACGCUGGUGCUGACCAACGCCGCGGGGUCGCUGCGGCCGGGGCUGACCGCUGGUCACCUGCUGGUCAUCCGCGACCACAUCGACCUGCCCGGCCUGGCCGGGCGCUCGGCCCUCGUGGGGCCCAAUGACGACAGGUGGGCUUUG